AUGUCGGACACCAAGGUAAAAGUUGCCGUCCGGGUCCGGCCCAUGAACCGACGAGAGCUGGAGCUGAACACCAAGUGCGUGGUGGAGAUGGAAGGGAACCAGACGGUCCUGCACCCUCCUCCCUCCAACACCAAGCAGGGAGAAAGGAAACCUCCCAAGGUAUUUGCCUUUGAUUAUUGCUUUUGGUCCAUGGAUGAAUCUAACACUACAAAAUAUGCUGGCCAAGAAGUGGUUUUCAAGUGCCUUGGGGAAGGGAUUCUUGAAAAAGCCUUUCAGGGGUAUAAUGCUUGUAUUUUUGCAUAUGGACAGACAGGUUCUGGAAAGUCCUUCUCCAUGAUGGGCCAUGCGGAGCAGCUGGGCCUUAUUCCCAGGCUGUGCUGUGCUUUAUUUAAAAGGAUCUCUUUGGAGCAGAAUGAAUCACAGACCUUUAAAGUUGAAGUAUCCUACAUGGAAAUUUAUAAUGAGAAGGUUCGGGAUCUUUUGGACCCCAAAGGGAGUAGACAGUCUCUUAAAGUUCGAGAGCAUAAAGUAUUGGGACCAUAUGUAGAUGGUUUAUCUCAGCUGGCUGUCACUAGUUUUGAGGAUAUUGAGUCGUUGAUGUCUGAGGGAAAUAAGUCUCGAACAGUAGCUGCAACCAACAUGAAUGAAGAAAGCAGCCGCUCCCAUGCUGUGUUCAACAUCAUCAUCACACAGACGCUGUAUGACCUGCAGUCUGGGAACUCAGGAGAGAAGGUCAGCAAGGUCAGCUUGGUAGACCUGGCGGGUAGCGAAAGAGUAUCUAAAACUGGAGCUGCGGGCGAACGACUAAAAGAAGGCAGUAACAUUAACAAAUCACUUACAACCUUGGGGCUGGUUAUAUCCUCAUUGGCUGACCAGGCAGCUGGCAAGGGUAAAAACAAAUUUGUGCCUUAUCGAGAUUCCGUCCUCACUUGGCUUCUUAAGGACAAUCUGGGGGGCAACAGCCAGACUUCUAUGAUAGCCACCAUUAGCCCUGCUGCAGACAACUAUGAGGAGACACUCUCUACAUUAAGAUACGCAGAUCGAGCCAAGAGGAUUGUGAACCAUGCUGUUGUGAAUGAGGACCCCAAUGCCAAAGUCAUCCGGGAACUGCGGGAGGAAGUAGAGAAACUAAAGGAGCAGCUUUCACAGGCCGAGGCCAUGAAAGCCCCUGAACUGAAGGAGAAGCUCGAAGAGUCCGAAAAACUAAUAAAAGAACUAACAGUGACAUGGGAAGAGAAGCUGAGGAAAACAGAAGAGAUUGCACAGGAGAGACAACGACAACUGGAGAGCAUGGGGAUUUCCCUGGAGACGUCUGGCAUCAAGGUGGGGGAUGACAAGUGUUACUUAGUCAACCUGAAUGCAGACCCUGCUCUCAACGAACUCCUGGUUUAUUAUUUGAAGGAUCAUACCAGGGUGGGUGCAGACACCUCACAGGAUAUCCAGCUCUUCGGGAUAGGAAUCCAGCCUGAACACUGUGAGAUCGACAUCGCAGGCGAUGGGGACGUCACUCUUACUCCUAAGGAAAAUGCAAGGUCCUGUGUGAAUGGCACUCUGGUGGGCAGUUCCACCCAGUUGUGGCACGGUGAUCGAAUCCUAUGGGGAAAUAACCACUUUUUUAGAAUUAAUUUACCUAAGAGAAAAAGGCGAGAUUGGCUGAAAGACUUUGAAAAAGAAACAAAUCCAGCAGAGCAUGACCUGGACGCGGCCAGUGAGGCAUCCUCAGAACCAGACUAUAACUAUGAAUUUGCACAGAUGGAAGUCAUCAUGAAGACACUGAACAGUAAUGGUGGCUUCCCGAUGAUAAGCUUGUCUGCCUGGUGGUCUUCCCCAUGGUGGUCCUAUUUGAAGAUUCUCUUUCCUCUCCUUUGGUUCCAGACGAAGCUCCUCCACAAACACUGGGACAGAGACCCAGUUCAAAAUGUGGUUCAGGUCCUGGAGAAGCAAUACCUGGAAGAAAAGAGAAGCGCCCUGGAGGAGCAGCGGCUCAUGUAUGAGCGGGAGCUGGAGCAGCUCCGCCAGCAGCUCUCCCCCGAGAGGCAGCCACCGAGCAGUGGCUCUGAGCGCCUGUCCUACAGCAGCCAGACAGCGCAGCAGAAGGUGACCCAGUGGGCCGAGGAGAGGGAUGAGCUCUUCCGGCAAAGCCUGGCGAAACUCCGGGAACAGCUAGUUAAAGCCAAUACCCUGGUGCGGGAGGCAAACUUUUUAGCUGAGGAAAUGAGCAAACUCACCGAUUACCAAGUGACUCUUCAGAUCCCUGCGGCCAACCUCAGUGCCAAUAGGAAGAGAGGCUUAAUAGUGAGCGAGCCAGCAAUUCAAGUGAGGAGGAAAGGAAAGAGCACCCAGGUCUGGACCAUUGAGAAGCUGGAGAAUAAAUUAAUUGAUAUGAGAGACCUUUAUCAAGAAUGGAAGGAAAAAAUUCCUGAGGCAAAGAGACUGUGUGGGAAGCGCGGCGACCCUUUUUAUGAAGCGCAAGAGAAUCACAACCUGAUUGGUGUGGCCAACGUGUUCUUGGAGUGCCUCUUCUGUGACGUGAAACUGCAGUACGCAGUCCCCAUCAUCAGCCAGCAGGGGGAGGUUGCAGGCCGUCUCCACGUGGAAGUGAUGCGUGUGACGGGAGCUGUCCCGGAGCGUGUGGUGGAGGAUGACUCUUCAGAAAACUCCAGUGAAAGCGGGAGCCUGGAAGUCGUGGACAGCAGCGGAGAGAUCAUUCACCGAGUCAAAAAGCUGACCUGCCGGGUAAAAAUCAAAGAGGCAACUGGGCUUCCCUUAAGCCUGUCAAACUUUGUCUUCUGUCAGUACACAUUCUGGGACCAGUGUGAGUCUACCGUGGCUGCUCCCGUGGUGGACCCGGAGGUUCCAUCACCACAGACAAAGGACGCCCAAUACACGGUCACCUUUGCUCACUGCAAGGACUAUGUGGUAAACGUCACAGAAGAGUUCCUGGAAUUCAUUUCAGAUGGAGCCCUGGCAAUUGAAGUGUGGGGCCACCGAUGUGCUGGCAAUGGUAGCUCCAUCUGGGAGGUCGAUUCUCUUCAUGCCAAGACGAGAACAUUGCAUGACAGGUGGAAUGAAGUAACUCGAAGAAUAGAAGUGUGGAUCUCCAUAUUAGAACUCAACGAGUUAGGGGAAUAUGCUGCAGUUGAACUCCAUCAGGCAAAAGAUGUGAACACAGGAGGCAUCUUUCAGCUCAGGCAGGGUCAUUCCCGUAGAGUACAAGUCACAGUGAAACCUGUACAGCAUUCGGGGACACUGCCGCUCAUGGUUGAAGCCAUCUUGUCAGUGUCCAUUGGCUGUGUGACUGCGAGGUCCACCAAACUCCAGAGAGGGCUGGACAGUUACCAGAGAGAUGAUGAGGAUGGUGAUGAUAUGGAUAGUUAUCAGGAAGAAGAUUUAAACUGCGUAAGAGAGAGGUGGUCAGAUGCACUCAUUAAACGGCGAGAAUACUUAGAUGAGCAGAUUAAAAAAGUGAGCAAUAAAAAAGAGAAAACAGAGGAUGAUGUGGAGCGGGAGGCCAGGCUUGUGGAGCAGUGGGUGGGACUGACGGAGGAAAGGAAUGCGGUGCUGGUGCCAGCCCCAGGCAGUGGGAUCCCCGGGGCUCCCGCCGACUGGGUUCCACCUCCUGGAAUGGAAACCCACAUACCAGUUCUCUUCCUUGACUUGAAUGCGGAUGACCUUAGUGCCAAUGAGCAGCUCAUCGGCUCCCACGCAUCAGGUGUGAACUCCAUCCUGCCCAAGGAGCACGGCAGCCAGUUUUUCUACCUGCCCAUCAUAAAGCACAGCGAUGAUGAGGUGUCAGCCACAGCCUCGUGGGACUCCUCAGUGCAUGAUUCUGUCCACUUGAAUAGGGUCACACCACAGAACGAAAGGAUUUACCUCAUCGUGAAGACCACUGUCCAGCUGAGCCACCCAGCUGCUAUGGAGUUAGUGUUACGGAAAAGAAUUGCAGCCAAUAUUUACAACAAACAGAGUUUCACACAGAGUUUGAAGAGGAGAAUAUCAUUGAAAAAUAUAUUUUAUUCCUGUGGUGUGACCUAUGAGAUAGUAUCCAACAUACCAAAGGCAACGGAGGAGAUCGAGGACCGGGAAACGCUGGCCCUGCUGGCUGCCCGCAGCGAGAGCGAGGGCACCGCGGACGGCGAGACAUACAUGGAGAAGUACACACGGGGCGUGCUGCAGGUGGAGAACAUCCUGAGCCUGGAGCGGCUGCGGCAGGCAAUCACGGUCAAAGAAGCCCUUUCCACCAAAGCCAGGCACAUUCGAAGGAGCCUCAGCACUCCAAACGUUCACAAUGUCUCUUCCAGUCGACCAGACCUUUCUGGCUUUGAUGAAGAUGAUAAGGGUUGGCCAGAGAACCAGUUAGACGUGUCAGACUACAGCUCCAGUUACCAAGAUGUAGCAUGUUAUGGAACUUUGCCCAGAGAUUCACCUCGAAGAAGCAAAGAAGGUUGUUCCUCGGAGGCUUCGCAUGCCUUAACGGUCAGCCCUUUUAAAGCGUUCUCUCCUCAGCCACCAAAGUUUUUCAAACCCCUCAUGCCUGUAAAAGAAGAACAUAAAAGAAAGAUAGCUGUUGAAGCAAAACCACUUCUCAGCCAAGAGAGCAUGCCUCCAUCUCAGGCACAUAACCCUGGCUGCAUUGUCCCCUCAGGAAGCAAUGGCAGCAGCAUGCCAGUAGAGCACAAUAGCAAACGUGAGAAGAAGAUUAUUCUGAAGUUAAUCUACCUAGAGGAAUUGCACUUACUUGGAGACUCAGAGGAGGAGGAAAAUGAGCUGGAAGCUAUUAACCGGAAGCUGAUGAGUUCACAGCCUUAUGUUCCUGUGGAGUUCGCUGACUUCAGUGUUUACAAUGCCAGCUUGGAGAACAGGGAAUGGUUUUCUUCCAAAGUAGAUCUGACAAACUCACGUGUCGUGGAGAAAGAAGUGUCUCGUAGCCCUACCACCAGCAGUAUUACCAGUGGCUACUUUUCCCACAGUGCCUCCAAUGCCACUCUGUCUGACAUGGUGGUCCCUACUAGUGACAGCUCAGAUCAACUAGCCACUCAGACAAAGGAUGCAGACUCCAGCGAGCCUUCCGGCCCAUCACCUGUGCAUGAUUUCAGACUGUCCUCAAACAGAGAACUGACAGAAGUAGACAGAGGCCUGGGAAAAGAUAAGAUAAUCACGGUGCCACUCCAGGAAAACAGUGCCUUAGCCAAAGGGAGCCCCGCAUCCCACAGCACCCCUGAGAACUCCAGAAUGCUCUGUAGGACACCUUCAUGUUCCGAGCUGGAUUCCUGCCCCAGCAAAAAGGGCCAGCCAGCCCGAGAAUUCUGCUCGAAGGAGGUGACCGUAGAACGCACCACCAACAUCUUUGAGGAUCAUUCCUUCACAGAGUUCAUGGGCGUUUCUGAUGGUAAAGAUUUUGAUGGCUUGACAAAUUCUUCUGCUGGAGAAUCUUCAAAUAGGAGAAACCUACCAAAUAGAACAGACAAUAAGAGUGUUUCAGGUGGGCCACCGGACACUGAUGAGCUACUUUCCAAGUUAGAGAAUGACCAGGGAGGCACACACUCGAGGUGAAGACAGCAGGCCACUGCUCCACUGGCCUCAGCGCGGCUGCUUGUUCACCUGGUCACCGCCACCGUGGGAGACGCCAGCCCCACCAGCACCUUGCCACCUGCUGCAGCCCAGCCAGACCUCAGACCAGCACAGAGAGCCAGGCGCUUUCCCCUCCCUGGCAGGGGAGGCAGCACUUUGUCACUCGGGUGAAUCCCAGCCUCUGCUUUUUCCAGAAAGCAAGGGAACUGAAAUCUCGGAUUAACUGACAGUAUUUUUGUUUGCACUUACUACACACCCACACUGUGUAGAAACCUCUACAGAUUUCAGACAAACUUUAUUCUUGUACAAUUUUAAUCAGUUCUUACUGCAGAAUCUGGAGUCAAUGCUCUAAUGUUUUUUUAUAAAUAAUAUAUAUUAUGUAUAUGAAAUGUGUAUCUAUGGCUUGUCUGUCAGGAGACAGACACAGCUGCACACUAAAAUGCAGAUAAAGGUGAUUUAUAAAAAAUCAUAAGGUACUGGACUUUGUUACAAAGCAACUUGGGUGAUCACUUCUGUAUGAGAUGAAAAAUAUUUUAUUGCCCAAGAAAGAGGUCACAAAUUCCUCUUUAUAGGAAAGGUUAUAGAAUUCUUUAUAACCAAAGAACUUCACAAAACUGAACGUGUUUGCUGUCCACUUGUUUGGUGUGCAUUUAACUGCAAGUUAGGUGCCAAUACUCCCUCAGCUACCAGGCCACACACAGCCGUUCUCUGUCCUGUUUCCUAAGCACACUUAGAAAUUUCACAGCUAAGUUCUUUGGUCUUCCACCUGGCCCAGCACCUACUGGCUUGAUGUUGUAUUGUAACUGGCGACAAUGACUGGGGCUCUGACUCCAGGCCAGCAUUUCCAGUACCGUGGUUCCGCUCAGCCAGGCAAUGGGAUACAGUAUUACUCUCAGCAGACACAGCGAAUACCGGGGGUUAGGGUUGGGUGCCGAGGAAUCUGGGGUGGGGAUUGUGGGUUUGUUGGGUUGGCAGCUUUCACUGCAGUGUGGUUCUUGCUGCUGCUGUUUUGCUUGAUUCUGAAAAAUGCUGAAGAGAUGGACUCAAGUAGAAAGUUCACCAGUUCACACUUCACCGUAUUUGCAGGUGGUGGUUGAACACAGACGACCCUGCUGUUGUGUCUUCAUUUGUAAAAGUCUACAAGCGGAGAUGUAGAAUCGUGUGUGAAAAUUUUUACAAAAGUACCUUAUGUACCUACUCUGUAGAUGCCUGUACAGUUGGUGUAGAUGUAAACUAUAAAGCUGUUGUGAGAGGAAGAGUGAGAGAAUGUGUACAGCCUGCUGUACAUUUUAAGUUUUGAGCAUUGGUCAAUGAGAUAUUGGAGAUUUUAUUGAAAAGCUGCUGUUCAUGAUUUUUGUGUAUAGUGAGUUGAUUGUAGUAUUUUACUAUGUCUGUUUAAAAACAAACUGUAAUUUAUAUCCCUUUUCAAUGUUAUUGUAUUUAAUUGGUACAGAUUUGUGUGUGUGUGUGUGUUUUAGAAUACAAACUGUCUAAUUCAGAUUUUA
Cavia porcellus (domestic guinea pig) is the source of this 7076-nucleotide messenger RNA. It is a transcript of the gene Kif13a, whose product is annotated as kinesin family member 13A. Gene Ontology annotation, molecular function: microtubule motor activity; microtubule binding; ATP binding. Gene Ontology annotation, biological process: microtubule-based movement. The record is from RefSeq and is a predicted model, not a curated record. The transcript has 42 exons. NCBI's taxonomy places the organism in Eukaryota, Metazoa, Chordata, Mammalia, Rodentia, Caviidae. The coding region runs from base 1 to 5553 and encodes 1850 amino acids.